GUCAUAUCACGUAUCUGACAGCUCCGGUUUGCUUCUUUAAGUGGCGAAGCCUUUACAGCUACUGCUGUUAAACAUGCCAUCGGCCAUGCAUUUGUACAGUCCUCACCUUACUCCUGUGGAUUGAGAGAGACUUCUCUUCUCUAGCUCGACCAUUACAAUUUCAGCUGCAACUCCUAUUUUAUUUCUUUGUUUCUCUAUUCUCGAUUCCGCUCUUCAACCAACCCUCUCUUCCACCCAUCGCCUGACCACCCUGAAUCUUAGCAGUCAAAAUAGGUCUGGAUGUCCUGAAGCUCCGUCGUGCAAUUUGGUGAUAGGAUUAAGAGACCUUCCUCUAUGGCAUUCAAGGGCAGUCGUCAGCGGAUGAAUCUGUCGUCGCUAGAGUCAAUCUGCACCACUAUCUCCUCCUCCUCCUCCGUCUCGGUCAUGAAGAUGCUGAAGUUUUUCAGCAACGAUUCUUGAUGAAUCGUUGCCUCCUUGACAGCAACGACUCAUGGCCCCAGUUCUCCGGUUUGGCAAUCGUUAUUGCAGCUGCAUCUAAGUGCUUCAUUUGAGGUCACGACCACUAGAUCUCAAAUCACUGUCGAUGGUAGCAUAACGGAUCAGCAGCCGGCGGCGGUGUUGUUUAGGUAAGGAUGAUAUCGUGCCGCCGGGUGUGCGGUAUGACUUCGAGGAGGAAGAUGCGGAGCUGAUAUCUCGAGUGGUAUAAGAAGAAGCGUAGUAACGCUGUGAAGAGUUUAUGGGAAGCCACUCCCAUGGAAUCUGGCUAACAACCCGAAACGCCGAAUCCGUCCCGACGCCCAUGGAAGCCACUCCAGCUUGGCAACUUAUUUAACUGACGGUGCUUGCUGGAUUGCCGGUCACUCUGCGACAUGGUACGAUUCUCCUCCCCUUUACUCCCAUUUCUUCUCUAGCUGCACUCCUAAAGGCGGCUUGGCGGCUUGCUGCCCUGCCCUUUCGAAUGACGAUUCAGUUUUAUGGGUUGUGAAAAUUUCAAUCUUUCUUGCUCAUAUUUGUAUGCUAUAUGACCUUUUUGUUUGUUUAGUUGCUAUUUUCCAUUCGAAAGAUUUAGGUCCACCAAGAAGGACCUUAAUCAGUGCUAAUCUCUUAAGAUUUCUCUAUGUGAAAGUGAAUUCUGGUCUGCAGGUGUCUCAAUCAUUCAAGUUGUAAUAUCUUACUCAUGGUACUUUGUUUGUUUCCAGCUCAGUCUCACGUGAUUGUACUCUUGGUGAAGAUCAACUUUAAUUGUUGGUAUCAUUGCGAGUCCUCAUUGAAUUCAGGUUGCUCCACCCCCUCCCCCCUCCUUUUGUUUUCCUUAACAUGAAUGGCAGCUCUGUUCUUAUUGUUCUUCUCAUUAAUGUAUGCUUCCUGAUGGACUUCGUCUUCUGCAGGAACAAGUUUGGCAGCAAUUGGAGGAAAAAGAAAGCCAUAGAGCAUUCUCUCUAUGCAGAUUUUCCAACAUGUAGAUUGUCAGAGCUAGAAGGGAACUUUAACAUGUGGAUAGAUUCGCCAACAUGUGGGGAUACUUCCUUGAGUUCAAGGUAACGACACUCAAUUGUUUUCUCCUGGUAUUUCCUUUUCUUUUGAUUACUAUUCAGAAGUACGCUCCUUUCCAAUGUGUUUUUCCACACUUGCCCACGAUCUGCUCGACCUCACCGAGCUCGAGGUAGGAAGGAUUGCAGAAGACCAAUCUCAAUCGAAGACCAUUGGGACAACCACCGCAUUGCAGCUCUAUCAACCUAUUCGACGAGGAAGGCAAUCUGAAGCUACAUAUAGCCAGUACCUUGCUCUUUUCCUCCUUUCUCAAAUUUACAAGACUGAUAAGGGCAACCAGAAAGCAAAGAGGGGAAGCGAGAAGAACUUGGAGAAGAAGUUGCCUCGUGCAAGGGGUAGCCAGGAACAUGCUCUAAAUCUAUGAGCAGAGAAUUGAAUGGAAGAGAGGAUUUUAGUUAAAAGACUAUUGUUGGUAUGGGUUUUGAGGAAGAAGAGGAUAGGCCUCUAUCAGCACUUUCUUCUGCCUCUUAUGCAACAAAAUGACAAAAAAAUCCAAUUUACAUAUCUCUUCAUAUACAGUUACAGGAGCUCGAUGUACAUGCCACCUUAAUUUAUUGAUUCCAUUUUGCCUACAGUGAUCCUUGAAACAGCUGGGAAGUCUCAAAUUGCAAGUUUAAAUCUAAGUGGUUUGGUUGCUUCUUUUCGCCCCUGUUCAGUUCGUCUUUUAUUUUAUUUGUUAAGAUUGUCUUUGUUCUAUCCUUGAAUGAUUUUUUUUUAUUUUAUUUGUUAAGAUUGUCUUUGUUCUAUCCUUGAAUGAUUUUUCGAAUUUGGAGGUUACAGAAAGGUGGUGUGCAGUUUUUAAGUAAAGCAGUCAUGAUUCACAAGGAAUGCUAUAUAAUUUAGGUACAACAUUCUUAUUUUGGGCAACUAGAAUGCACGUUUGUUGUGGAAACUGCUGAAACUCUUCAAAGUAGAAUCACUUAAUUGUUUCUUCAACUCCACCGUUUCCUUCACCAGCAGAUGAUCUGUAUGCUUAUGUGGUGCUUAUUUAACGUGUUAUGCUUUAAAAAAUUAUGGCCCUUGGU
Molecule: messenger RNA, 2576 nt
Organism: Linum trigynum
Lineage: Eukaryota; Viridiplantae; Streptophyta; Magnoliopsida; Malpighiales; Linaceae
Source: the annotation of a GenBank genome assembly